CUAAAAAAAUGUGUUUCCUGUAUGUAUGUGCAGAUUUUACUGAGUUUGAACGCCGAGGAGGAGGGGUACGAUUUUUGACACUCCCUCCGCGCUUCCCUGGGGAGGCGUUUAGCUUUGUCCCGCACAUUGUCCAUGCCUGUUAAAAGUCAUAUAUUGUAGUAUUCCCAAGGUAAAUGCCGCUAAGUUCCAUAAGGCUGACUACUUCAUUCUCCGCAUCCCCCGGUUUGUCUAGUUGGGUGUAGACAGUCAAAACAAACACCCCCAACCCCACCCCCCCCAAAAAGAAAAACAAACAACAAAAAUAAAUAAAUAAAUAAAUACUGCAGCACAUCUGUAUUUUUUUGCUGUGCGAGACAGAAUGUAAAGGGCUCCUGGAGGUGCCUCAGCGACUUGGCCUAAUUAAGAGGUGUGUGCAGCAAAGAAAGCUCACUGCCCUCUGUUAUCCAGUGGAGUUGAUCAGUGGCUGCAAUGGACUCUGACCUACCCAGAAGCCAUGUGAUUUCCAUCAGUGUAUGAAUGUAAGAAAAGACAAAGGAGAUCUGUCACUGACCACUAUGUAAGAUGACAGCAAGUCGUAUACAACACCUCCAGGGACUGAAGAGACUUGUAUGACACUCAGCAGAGGUGGAACCAUUCGGGCAGACUGUUCCUUCUUCUUCUUCAGCGCUUCAUCAGACUGAUCCAGCUGCAGUAUGACUCUGCUCGUCCACAUGCUGGCCUGUGCCUUUGGCCUGGGCUCCUGGGUGGCAGUGAACGGCCUGUGGGUGGAACUGCCGCUCAUCGUCAACACUCUCCCUGAGGGCUGGGAGCUCCCCUCAUACCUCACCGUCAUCAUCCAGCUGGCCAACCUGGGACCUCUGCUGGUUACCCUCAUGCACAAACUGUGCCCGGGUCGUCUCAAAGAGCAUGUUGUCAUUUACUGCAUCCUCUCCAUCGGUGUCCUGUCCUGCAUCCUGCUCGCCUUCUUCUGGGACGAGACCACGAUUGUGGCAGGGGCGUCUCGUAGCACCGCCUUCUUCAUCAUCACCUUCUUCCUCUCUCUGGUGGACUGCACCUCCUCAGUUACCUUCCUGCCUUUCAUGAUGCAGCUUCCAGCAAAAUACAUCACCACAUAUUUUAUUGGAGAAGGUCUGAGUGGUUUCAUCCCUGGUGUAGUUGCUCUGGCACAAGGUGUGGGCAUUGCCAAAUGCGUCAACUCCUCUCAGACUGUAGGAAACCACACAGGCGGGAAUGUGUGGUCCUUACAUACAGAGUAUCUUCCUCCAAACUUCUCCACCGAGGUGUUUUUCUUCUUCCUAGCAGCCAUGAUGUGCAUAAGCCUGGCUGCUUUUGUUGCACUGAACAGGCUUCCGCGGAUAUUCGAGCUGUCCACCGAAAACCUCGUGCCAGACACUGUGGCAUCUGUCAGCUCCGGCCUGGACAACUCCGGAGCAGAGACUAAUGGAGAGGGCGUGAAGUGCCAGGCUGAGGGUGCAGCCCAGAGCAGGCCUCUGCUGGCUGGUCCAAAACACUCUGUGUACCAGCUGACCUUCAUCUACUUUCUGGUGGUGUGGGUUAAUGCUGCCACCAACGGCCUGCUGCCCUCUGUGCAGACAUACUCCUGUAUGCCUUACGGGAACCUGGCCUAUCACCUCUCUGCUGCUCUGGCGUCAGUGGCCAACCCAGUGGCCUGCACCAUCGCAAUGUUCUUCCAAAACAGGUCACUGGUGUUUCUCGGUGUGCUGACGGCGUUGGGGACAGGAUUUGGCAGCUACAACAUGGCUAUGGCAGCUAUGAGUCCGUGUCCUUUGCUUCAAGGGUCUGUGGUGGGAGAGAUGAUCAUUGUGCUCUCAUGGCUCUUCUUCACCGGAACUCUGUCUUACGUCAAAGUAAUGGUGGGCGUCAUCCUGAGAGACCGGAGCCACAGCGCCCUGGUGUGGUGUGGAGCUGCGGCACAGGCGGGCUCUCUGGUCGGCUCGGUCACCAUGUUCCCGCUGGUGAACGUCUACCGGCUGUUUAAAUCUGGAGACUUCUGCAACACCGAAUGUCCUUUAUCAUAGUUAAUCUCAGAACCACAGCACAAAGGACGCUGUAGACACAUACAAGCCACAUAGGCCGUGUGUCCGUCAGCGUGUUUUUAAGUAUCGCAUUAAAAAAGUUUGAUGGAAAUGGCAAAAUUACACUUGAUUUUUUUUUUUUUUUUUGUCUUUUUCUCGAAAAGCAGUUAAUGCGCUGAAUGGGCGAUAGAAACACUCCCAAAUAAGUUCUGGCGUAGCCAGCGUUUAACUCACGUGACCGCUCAGCUGUUUUAGCUUCUGAAGAAGAAGAAGAAGAAAGAAGAAGAAGCUUCCGGCGUCUUUUCCUGACAUGCCCGUAAAGCGCGAAAGCAUGGCGGACGGAAGCAACAGGUAUGUGAGCUGAUGAGCAGACCGAAUUAUUGCUCGGUCUCAACCAUGAAAAAACAAAACAACCUUCUUCAAUGUUUUAUUGGCAGUUCACAACCGUCAUUAAACAAAAACUGUUUUCCGACAUUUCAAAAAAGUUCAAAUUCAGAUUACAAUUAUAUGGAAAUACGGCUAUAGUUUGACAUAUUGGGAAAUAUACUUACUCAAUUUCUACCCGAGAGCUGGAGGAAAAGAUCGGUGCAACUCUUAAAUCUGUGGGUUAAGUAUGGUUCGAGAUGUGGGACUGAAUUUGCGUAGUAUAGCAUCAAAAAUGGAAGUAGCUGCUUAGCUGUCUCUCCCCACAGUACCAAAACCCACCUGCUAGGACCUAUAGAGGUGCUGGUAAGCACAUUUUAUUUGGACAGAGCCAGGUUCCCCGUUUCCAGUCCGUGUGUUAAGCUAAGCUAAGCUAAGCUAACCCACAGUUGGCUGUAGCUUCAUGAGGUACAGGCAUAAGAGUUGUAUUAAUCUUUUUAUGUAUCUGUCCUCAGGAAAGCGCCUGAGUGUUUUUCUUUCUUUUUUUUUUUCCAAAAUGUGGAUCUAUUAUUUUGACUUUCUUCUGCAUCCUUUAGCUGUUUAAAAAGUUAUGUUUUUACAUUAUUUUUUUCUUUGUGAUUUUAAUGUUUGCACUUUAUCAAUGUUUGUGUCAAAGUCAUUAAUGCCCUUUGGUGGAAAAAAGCUAUAAACUUGUAAAAAAAAAAAUUAAAUAUAAGAGGUUUGACACUGAAAUGAAAUCUUUUAUUUAUUCUCUUGCUAUAAAGUGCAUUUCACCAGUCAUGAAACUGUUAGUGUGUUUGCCCACUAGAUGGCGCAAGCACGCCAUCUGUUACUCCGCGUUCUGGCACCAAGUGACCACAGAUCCCUGCAUAAGAAAUGCAUGCAUUCUGUGUACAUGAGAAAAUAAAAUGAAGAAUUUAUCACUGACUUUUAUACACCU
Molecule: messenger RNA, 3360 nt
Organism: Toxotes jaculatrix (banded archerfish)
Lineage: Eukaryota; Metazoa; Chordata; Actinopteri; Toxotidae
Gene: slc52a3-1
Product: solute carrier family 52 member 3
Exons: 4
Coding region: 693-2039 (448 amino acids)
Biological process (GO): riboflavin transport
Cellular component (GO): plasma membrane
Molecular function (GO): riboflavin transmembrane transporter activity
Source: RefSeq, a predicted model, not a curated record